Molecule: messenger RNA, 3587 nt
Organism: Scatophagus argus
Lineage: Eukaryota; Metazoa; Chordata; Actinopteri; Scatophagidae
Product: dickkopf-related protein 2-like
Exons: 8
Coding region: 1523-2650 (375 amino acids)
Biological process (GO): negative regulation of canonical Wnt signaling pathway; multicellular organism development
Cellular component (GO): extracellular region
Molecular function (GO): co-receptor binding; receptor antagonist activity
Source: RefSeq, a predicted model, not a curated record
CUCAGGUCCAGCUCUCUCAGAUGUGAGGGGUUGGACUUCAGAGCUGAGGCCAAGACUUCACACUGAGUGUCAAACAAUCGACCGCUGGAGAGCCUGCGGAGUUAACAGAAGAUUUGUGAUGACUGGAGCAAAGCUGAGGACUGAUCUGCAGUCGAGGGACUCUGCGAUCCACACUGCGCACAACUCCGAGGACAAAAUGUCUACUGGAUGUGGACCCUGAACUUACCAAGCCCGUCUGCAAUUCCUGACAGCCGGGAUCAGUCUAAGUUGUCCCUCCUCGCUCAUCCUGUACGCCUUCAUGUCCAGCACAUCGUGGACCUCCUCUGAUGCGGUCAGCAUGAAGGCCAGAGCCGAGCAGUGGAUCUCGUUCUUCUCGGGUCUCGGGUUUGUUCUUGUCCCGUCUUUGUCUCCUGUCGUCUGCGGCGGCGAAUCUUUGGUUUCACGCCUGAUAAGGUGAGAUCACACACAGCUGCAGGUAAGGAAAACAUCAGAGGUGUGUGUGUGUGUGAUGACAUAAAUCUCUCCCGUUCAUCUAAAGGCAAAUGUGUGUGUGCGACAUGUUUUCUUGAAUGAUCUCAUAAUUACUGCUGUGUGUGUGUGUGUGUGUGUGUGUGUGUGUGUUAUCUUACCAUUCAGGCCUGAUUGUAUCGUCGCAAUUAAAUCACACCAACACACACGCAGGUGUCAUCAUUUUGUGUGGAAAGUCAAAUGUCACUGACAGGUAGUGAAAGGUGAGUGUGUGUGUGUGAGUGUGUGUGAGUGUGUGUGUGUGUGUGUGUGUGUGUUCUUGUCCUGUUUGUGUUUUCAGAGAUUCUCUGAAACGUUUAACUGUGGUGGGAAGUGAUGAAGUACUUUUGUUAAAAUACUGCACUUGAGUGCAGUGUUGAGGUACUUUAUACUUCUGCUGCAGCACACACACACACACACAGCCAGAAGACAUCAGUCAGAACCACCGGUGGAAAAGUACACACAAGUACUGCACUGAAGAAGUACUUGUACUUCACUUCACAGCUUUCAUCUUACGCCACCUUGUACUUUUACUUCUGUGCCUUCAGUUUGCAGAGUAAUACACACAGGAAGCUGUACUAACAGAUACUGACUGAGGCAUACUUCACUGUACUCUUUAUAUUCCUCUUGUAUUUUAACUUUAAAGUACAUUUUUUAACUUUCACUGCAGUGAGACCUGCUUCCUCUUCCUCUUCCUCUUCCUCUGCUCAUUACGUCAGACAGAAGAACCUUUUUCCUCAGGUGAUAAUUGAAAUCUUUGUGUGUCUUUGUGUGUGUGUCUCAUGAAAUGUGUUUCUGUUUGUGUGUCACACUGAAGUCGUUCGGGUUUUCCACUAAAAUAAAAACAAAACAAUCAAAAUAAAUUUCACGCGUUGUUUAAUAAAAUGUAUUCUAAGUCAUUUCCAUUGCACGUUAGAUCUGGAGUCCCGGGGACACGUUCCUGUCCCCCUCCUCCCCCCUCCUCCCCCCUCCUCUCUGUAUCGAUGGCCGCAGGUGAGCGGGUGCGCGGGUAUCGAUGUGUGCGCGGGGCGCGUGGCAGGGCGUGUGGGCGGGCCCGGGUCCGCGCGAGGCAUCCUAUAAAAUGGAUCAGGGCCCGGGUCCGUCUCAUCGCUCCUCAUCCCUCCGCUCAGACGCGCAGCAUCACCUGAGAGUCGGCUUGUCCUUCCGGUGUGGACACACGAGAGAAAGAGAAGAACCGGGAUUUGAGCAGAACAGCAGGGACUCACCUGAGACCGCUCAGCGCACGUUUCAGAGACACACAGAGCUCACUGAGAGACCAACAGUGUCUCAGGUCCCCGCAGCAGCCAUGACCCUGCAGCCGCUGAUGGUUCUGUGCGCCGCGCUCGAGCUGCUGCUGCUGCUGCUGUGUUCCCGCGGCGGGGACGCGCGUGUCAGACUCAACUCAGUCAGGACGGUGAUCCUGAGGGAGGGGCACGCGCUGCCGGGGAACAGGAGCACGUGGGAGCCGAGCCUGGACCUGACGCUCUACCAGUGCAUGAGUGACCUGGAGUGCAGCGAGGGGAGCUACUGCCACGCCUCCACCAAAGGCCCCGCCCACUCCCGCUGUCAGACCUGCCGUCGGAGGAAGAGGCGUUGCCAUAGGGACGGCAUGUGUUGCCCGGGCAACCGCUGUAGCCACAAUGUCUGCGUUCCUGAUGUGGACAGUUUCGUGUCUCAGACCAUCCCGGACUCAGCUAAGAAGAAGGGAUGGAGGAAGAAGAGGAGGAUGGACGUCAAAGAGCCCUCUGGUCAGGUCGGGGAUCCUUGUCUCCGCUCCUCCGACUGUUCCGACGGUUUGUGCUGCGCCCGUCACUUCUGGACUCGUAUUUGCAAGCCAGUGUUGCGAGAGGGACAGGUUUGCACGCGACACCGCCGGAAGGGGAACAACGGCCUGGAGCUGUUCCAGCGCUGCCCGUGUGGUGGCGGACUCACCUGCCGAACGCUGCGAGAGCCCAGCGCCCCGCGUUCGUCACCCUCCUCUUCUUCAUCGCUGCUGGCCGAGGCCACCAAGUCCAAGUUCGCCGCAUCCUCCUCCUCGUCUCGCCACUCCUCCCCCCACACUUCACUGCUUUCUCCGUCCUCAAAGUCGUCGUCAUCUUCACCUGUGGCAAAGACUAGACUUCACGUGUGCCAGAAGGACUGAGGAUGAAUGGACGGGAGGAAGGACUGUCGGAGGGGAGGAGGGAAGAAGAGCAGCAUGAAAGGAGGGAAGAAAGAAAGAACUUUGUGUCUGUGCUGAUGACUGAUCCCGAGGGGGUAAGAGGCAGAGACCAGCGGAGGGAGGGGUGAACAACCACACCUGUUUACACCUGUGAGCUCCCAGCAGCCCCUCCUCCUCCUCACUCAGUGCUAAUGAGCUUCCUGUCAGGCUGCAUUCACACACAAACUGGGCAGGAUGUGAAACUCUUUGUGCUUCAGAUCUGGUUUCCUCAUGGGCGUCUAGACGAGCAGAAACCCGCUUUGAAAUCCGGUUUGACCCCACUUCCACGAAAAGAAGAGGCAUUGAUAUUGAAAACCUGAUACAUGCUGUUGUCGUGGCCUCCAGCAAGCUUAGGGGGACCACAGAGAUCGCAUGCUGUUAUUUUGAAAAACCAUACGGUAGAAACCGACCACAGUAAAACUUUAUAGCCAAAUAAGGAAAAUGUGAUGUAAUUGUGAGAUAAGAGGAAGUUGGUCUGACUUUGCAGGACUCUGAGGCUGCAUAACGUUCCACUGACGCACCGUCUCGUCUUCAGUCAGACCGGAGCAAACUGGACACCAAUCGAAACUCGUUCACAUCAGUAAAGUGUGAAACGUCGCCUCGUUAAACCAAAAAGUGUCCCUGCCCGACCCGUCAAGGCCCGUUUGAAUGCACUGUUGUUAUUGUGACAGAGUUAUUUUUCUAUAAGUUGUUCCUGUAUAUUUCGGAUGAAUGUUGGUCUAAUUAUUUGCCUGUUUAUGUGUCAUUCUGCCGGUUUAUUUUGGGGGUUUAAGUCCACCACUUUGAGAAGGAAUCCUCUGUUUCUGUAUUGUAAGGCAGCCUGUCAGUCAGUCAUUAAUCUGUACUUUUAAGAUUAAAACGAUUUGACAUUUACAACAAG